Messenger RNA from Eurytemora carolleeae, 1311 nucleotides. Its product is annotated as tectonin beta-propeller repeat-containing protein 1. The transcript is spliced from 17 exons. NCBI's taxonomy places the organism in Eukaryota, Metazoa, Arthropoda, Copepoda, Calanoida, Temoridae. The record is from RefSeq and is a predicted model, not a curated record. Bases 95 to 1036 code for a protein of 313 amino acids.
UCGGGAUUCUGUAUUUAUCAGCAGUCAGCACCCAGCCAUAGCACCGAGCAGUACAGUUUCAGAGACCAUUUUCGGACUCAACAACGUAGUCAAGAUGAGAGCAAGUGUAAAGAAACCGGCGGGAUCUGGGGUAAAUAUAUCUUCCCUAACUUUAUUCUCUGAACAGGAGUGGAGAGGGGAAUCCUAUACAACGGAGGAAUCCCAAACUCAGCUGAAAAAGUUUUGCAAGUUUUCUGUCAAAUCUAUCAUUGUCAAAGGAAACCCCUGGGUUCUGUAUGGAGAGCCUGGAAAUAUUGGACGCCCUUUUCUGGUUGAAGAAGGAAAAUACUCAAGCUUGGAAUCCUUUCCACAAAAUAUUGAGUCUGUUAAACUGAUUGUGGAAAACUUAGAGUCUCCAAUACUAAUGGUUCAUGCAUCAGCAAAACUUAAAGGAUCUGGAUCUGAAUCUGGGUAUAGAAUGAUGGAAGGAAGAACUAUGCGCAGUGUUGCCUCUGGAACUGCUGGUGUCUGGGCAGUUGCCAAGGAUAAUACAGUCUGGGUUAGAACCGGUUGUGCUGGGAAAACCAGUUCUAGUGUUGGGGAGAGCUGGACUAAAUGUCAGGGUUCUCCAAUUAAGCUGGUAUCAGUUGGAUACAACACUGUGUGGUGUAUUGAUCUUGAUGGUCACAUUGUGGUGAGAACAGAGGUGACUGCUAGUAGUCCUGCAGGAAAGGCGUGGGCGAAUGUGGACGGAGACAUGAAGAGUAUAGCAGCAAGUAGUAAAGGUCAUGUCUGGGCUGUAGAUAAGUCAGACAGAGUUUGGUGGAGAAAGGGUGCAAAGAUAGACUCUCCAACUGGAUCAACAUGGAAGCAUAUUUCUGGAAAUCUUGCAAAGAUCAGUGUUGGAUCUUUCGGUGUCUGGGGUUUGGACAGUAAGAAUGAAGUUUACUUCCGUGAUGGAACUGCUGGAGAUGCCGAUGAAACUGAGGGAUCCUCAUGGACAAUGGUGGAAGGAAAGUUUAUUGAUAUCUGUGUUGGGUCAACCUCUGUCUGGUGACUAGGAUCCAACAGGGAUAUAUAUUACAGAGCUGGUCUUGAUGGGAAUACUGGAACCCACUGGGUGAGAAUCGAACAGGAGAAAGAGACCAAGGUUGUUUUCAAGCAAAUUUCAGUUGUAGAUGACACGCUAACUCUGACUGACAAGGAUAAUAACGUGUUUUAUAUGUUCAACGCUUCACAGGAUAUACAAGGUCGUCUUUCGACAAUCCUUUACCAUGAUACGCCAAACUUUAACCAGUUCAAUUUCCCCUUAAGAGGAUCAACAUAUUCGGU